GCGGCGUCGACAAGGGCCCUGCUGGCAGCGGUCGUUGUCACCCGCGCCACCACCAUCAUCACCAGCAGCAGCAGCAGCGCAGUCAGCAUCACCACCACCACCACCACCACCACAGCCCUCACCACCACCACCCUGGUGGGCGGCACUUCGCAGCCGCGCUGGAGUGGAGUGGCGACAGCCGCUCUCUGCUGGCGCUGAGGCUGACCCCACGCACCCAUGAGGCCUAUCAGCUGGUGCGCUGCGAUCUGCUGCUGCACCCACCCUUUGUACGGCAAAGGGGGCAGCAGGAUCAGCCACCGCCGCCACCACUACCGCCACUUCCGGCACAGCAGCAGCGGCUGGAAGAGGAGGAAGAGGAGGAGGGAAGGCAGCGACAGUUGGGGGAGCAGGCGCAGGCGCAGGGGCAGGAGCAGGGGCAGGAGCAGGGGCAAGAGCAGGGGCAAGAGCAGGGUAUUGCAGCUCCACAGCAACGACGGCGACAGCGGCGGCGGCGUCCUGAGCCCACCGUGCUGUUGGAGGCGGCUCACGGCUCGUUGGAGCUGCUGGGCCCCAGCGGCUGCGGGGGCUUCCUGCUGGUGGGCGGCCCAGCGCUCCUGGCCCUGCCACUGCAACAGCCGCACCCACCGCCCGCGUCAAUUGAAGCAGCAGCGGCGGCAGCAGCAGCGGCAGCAGCAGCGGGUGCACUGCCAGCACCACUGCCAGCGCCAGUACUGCCACCGCCGCCACCGCCUCUCCAGCCACAGCCUCCGCUGUCAUCGCUGCAGCCACCCCCGCUACUGCCGCCGCCGGCACCCUUGUCCUCGUCAUCCUCCGGCCUGGAGCCACAUCAGGAGGGGCCGCGACGUGAGGAGGAGCCACAACAAGGACAGCGCAUCAGCCUUGGUAGGGAUGUGAAGGAGGAGCAGCAGCAGCUGCAGCAAGCGACGGAGGUGGACCAGCAGCCGCACUGGGUGGUGGUGGCAGAUGAGUCGGAUGGUGGUUGUGACGUACUUCGGGCGGAGUACCUGUACGGCGCCUUUACAAAUAGCAGCGGCGGCGGCGGCAGCGGCAGCAGCAGCAGCAAUAGCAGUAGCAGCGGCAGCAAUAACAACGAUAGCGGCAGCAGUAGCAGAGGUAACCGAAGCGAGACAUUUGCCGUACUGGCGGAUACGGAUGAGUUCCCGGAUGGUCAUGUGUGCGCUGUAACAGACGGAGAUUUAAAACGCCGUACGGUGUUGCUGCCGGGGCGGCGAGGGACGCAGUUCGUGGAUAUAGCGGUGGUGCACUCGCCAGGCGCCAGCAACACCGGAGGCUGUGUCAGGGGCAGCACCACCCCCACCCCCACCCCCAGCAGCAUGGACAGCAGUAGCAGCGGCAUCAGCGGCCCCAGCAGCAGCCCCAGCACCCAGGCCAAGAGCGGCACCAUACCCACCCCCACCCCCCUCACUGCC
Messenger RNA from Astrephomene gubernaculifera, 1430 nucleotides. Lineage: Eukaryota; Viridiplantae; Chlorophyta; Chlorophyceae; Chlamydomonadales; Astrephomenaceae. The record is from the annotation of a GenBank genome assembly.